UAUUUCAACAUAACCCGAAAACACACAGUAGUUUUCAGCUUCAUUAUCUCCGAGCAUGCAUGUGUAGAUAGAUAAACACACGCGCCAUCGGAAAAUCUUCCUCCAUCACGCGCGAUCGGAAAAUCUUCCUCCAUAGCGGUGGCAACACAACGUUCCAUCACAAUAUUCAGCAACUUCUAAGGUACUCUUUCUUCUAUUUCACAAACCCUAAAUUUCUCAAUUAAACUACAAGGUUUCGUAAAUUAGGGUUUAGAAAUAGCUACCAGAACAGAUCGCGGCGCUAGAAUGAAAGGGCGAUCGAAUCGCCCUCAGAGUUUUGACCCUCCGCCGGACGAAUGGGUCGACGGUUCAUGGACGGUGGACUGCAUCUGCGGCGUCACGUUUGACGACGGCGAAGAGAUGGUAAAGUGUGACGAGUGCGAUGUUUGGGUUCAUACGCGUUGUUCUCGUUAUGUGAAAGGUGAUGAUAUGUUUGCUUGUGAUAAGUGCAAGAAUAAGAACAACCGUGCGGGAAUGGAAAACAAUCCGGAAGAAACCGAGGUUGCUCGAUUGCUUGUUGAGCUUCCGACGAAGACGAUUUCCUUAGAGAGAAGGAAUAAUAAUAGAAGUAAUUCUCUUUCGUCUGCUAGAGCUGGGUCUUGUUCGCGUCGUCCUUUUAAGUUAUGGACUGAUAUACCUAUGGAGGAGAGGGUUCAUGUUCAGGGUAUUCCUGGUGGUGAUCCUUCUCUGUUUGCUGGAAAGGCUGUGUCGUCGAUUUUUGGUCCGCAGUUGUGGAAAUGUACUGGUUAUGUUCCUAAGAAGUUUAGUUUUCAGUAUAGGGAAUUUCCGUCUUGGUAUGAGAAUGAUGAUAAGGGUGUACAAGAGAAUGAUAAUGAUAUUAAGGAUAAGGAUAAUGGGGCUGGGGUUCUUUUAUCGUUAUCGAAAGAGACUAAUAAUGUGUUAGCUACGUCUCCUGUUGCGGCUUUGGUUGAUAUGAGAUCAAGCCAGGGUAAGAAGGGCUUUAAGGAGAGUGGAAUGGGCAAGUUUGGCAGAGAUCAUAUGCCACGUGUCCAUAAUGCGGUCAAGAAGGAGAGGACUUUGAUUAGGCCUUUUGUUCAGUCGAGUAAGCGUAGGAAAGAUGAAUUCUCCAAAGACCGGAGUGGGAAGAAGAAGCGGGUCAAGACUUCUGAAAGAGAGGAGGUAGAUCUCAAGAGGAGGACUUCUGAUCGAGAGGAUGUAGAACCCAAGAGGAGGACUUCUGAUCGAGAGGAUGUAGAUCCCAAGAGGAGGACUUCGGAUCGAGAAGAUGUAGAUUCCAAGAGGAGGACCCCACAUUCUUCUAAAGCAGUGUUUACACCCACCAGUGAUGCAAAACAAUUGGCAUUUUAUGGAGACAGAGGUCCGAAGGUUUUCAAGGAUGGCAUUCGGAGCAUAAAGAAUAAAAACUCAAAAGACACAGUUGUUCGAGAUCAUAUUUCUAAUGAUUCUUUUGCUGUUGGUACCAUCAUGGAGGUAUCAAAUAACAACUUGACAACUACUGAGGAGUCUUCAGAAGCUUUAUAUCCUAAGAAAUCAAGACGUAGUCAUUCUGCUGGAGAUAUAUUAGCAGAAGAGAAGACUGGCCAUAAAGUUCUGGAGAUGUCUUCUAAGACUGAUGAUGCUGUUACAUCAGUUCUAAAGCAUACGUAUCUUGAAAAUGCCUCAGCUAAAAAGAAGGGUGGAGAUUGCUUGGAAGCUAAUAAUGUGGAUGAUACUUUAGUAGUAAGAAGCGCUGCGAGUCCUCAGCCAGAAGAUCAUUCUGGUUCUGCACCAGAACAUAUGGAAAAGCAAAUUUCUCAAGAUAUUGACUGUAACCAGCAUCCAAGCUCUGGACAAUGCAAAGUUAAGGGGAUGAUAGGUGAAGAUGACGGUGAUAAGUUUAAGCUCCCGGAUUUUCAUUCUUCUCCUAUCAGUGAUCUUAAAAACAAUGGACAGCCAUCUGAUGCCACAUCUGAUAUUGAUAAAGUGAAUGACGGUGCAGUUCUCAGUUUACCUUUAUGUGAAAAUAAGGCGGUUAAUGUUGGCAUACCAUCAGAAGUAGUCCCUGAUAACCAUACCACUGAACUCAAUGAUUUACCUGCUAAUUUGUGUCUUGGAAAAGUAGAGGGGUCUGAAGGUUCCUUGGAACCACACAAGAGAUUUUCAGAAUCAAAAGAUGGUUCGGACUCUGUUAAGAAUGCAUCAAAAUCUGAAGCACUUGAAUGCCCAAGUAAAAUGCUAGUUUCUGUCGGGAAGUCGUCUCCAACUUCAUCAACCAUGAACUCCUCCAAAUCGUUGAGUCAUGACUUCAAAUCUGAAGAUGCUGAAAUCGCUAAUCCAUUUACGAAGCAUGGGGCUAAAGCUGAUCGUAGCAUUCACUUAAAGAGUGAAAGUUGUAAGAAUGAUACUGCAAUGGAUGAAGUUCCAAGGAAGUAUGUAAGAGAACGUCCAAAAUCCUCUUUGAAUUCCAAUUCAAAAGGAUUACAUUCAAGCAGGAGUACACAGAAUUCCAUUUCAAAGCAAGUAAAUCCAGAUGCGAGAGAUUCUGUUCAUAGUUCAUCAUCUAAACCAUCCCCGGGUCAUCAGAUUCCAAGUGUUUUUGGUUCUAGUGAGACUAAUGCAUCGAUGCACCAUAAAAAAGAAUCACAAGUACAGAAUAAGAUUUCUUCUUCAGUGCCACAGAAAGUAGAAAAGCUUAAUCAAACAAAUGCCCAUCCUUCCUCGAAGUUGAAUCAGAGCCACACACCAUCAUUGAAUCCUUCUCCAACGUUAAAUUCGUCAAUGCUAAGUGAUGAAGAGCUGGCUUUGCUCUUGCAUCAAGAACUGAAUAGUUCACCUCGUGUACCCCGGGUACCCCGUGCACGUCAGACGGGUAGCUUGCCACAGUUGACUUCUACCAGUGCUACAAAUAUGCUAAUGAAGCGAGCAUCAGUUGGAGGAAAGGAUAACCAUUUGGUGUCUAAAAGAAAAUACAAGGAUGCAACUAGAGAUGGGUUUUGCAGUUCUCGUGACCAUGAAGAUGAAACUAAAAAGAUAGAGAAAGAGAAGGGUCAAUCAUCUGAUCAGAGAAAACAAGACAUGGCACGUGUGGAAGAUGCUUUUGUAAAGGAAGAAGGAGGCCGUGCAUGUGUGACAGCUACAAAUUCUAUUACAAGUAAUAUUGUUUCCACAACCUCUUCCAUUGGAAACGGCCGUUCACCUUCCCCUCGCGAGGAUCGUAAUUUGUCAUCAAUGAGGAGCUCGCCCAGGAAUAUAUCUGAUGAUGAUACAGCAACUGCUGGAAGGCCAGUUCAUCACACCUUACCUGGCUUAAUCAAUAAUAUAAUGAGCAAGGGCAAACGGAUGACAUAUGAGGAACUCUGUAAUGUUGUUGAACCGCACUGGCCCAACUUGAGGAAACAUAACGGGGAGCGAUAUGCAUAUGCAAGUCAUUCCCAAGCUGUUCUUGAUUGUUUGAGGAACCGACAUGAAUGGGCGAGGUUGGUUGAUCGUGGUCCAAAGACAAAUACUAAUAGGAAAAGGCGUAGUAAGCUGGACACUGAAGAAUCUGAUGACAAUGGAUAUGAAAAAGGAAAAACUGCAAAAGAGACCGAAGGGAAGAACUUUGAGUUGCAAAAAGAAGAGUUCCCUAAAGGCAAGCGUAAAGCUCGAAAACGCAGGCGGUUGGCUCUUCAGGGAAGAGCAGUAAAGGAUGUCAGGAGGAGACAAAAAGCUGAUUCACUAACUGGCGAUGACGCUGGUCCAUUCUCCAAUACUAGUGAAGAGAGCAUGUUUAGUGAGGAUGAAGUUCAAGUUGACAGAAUACGUCCAUCAGGAAGUACAUCAGAUGACGCGGGGAGUGCUUAAUCUCAGGUGGCUAAAUAUCUAAUUGGGUUUAUUCUUACAGUAAUUUGCAUUUCUUGGUUUGAAAUCCAACCAAGUCUUGUGUCUGACUGUGAGCUUGUCUAGUGGGGGAGAUGCGCGGUACUAUUUGUGAUGUAGCGUUGUAUUAUUAGUAGUGUAAAUAGUUCCAAUAGUAGUAGUUUAUGUAGUGUAGUAUCCUUUUGAAGCAUGAGACAACCGUUGUAGAUUUUGUAGAAUCUGUAACUUAUUAAAAGAUUCAGUUAGGGAUAAAAAAAGAAUGUACAAUUGGGCUUUGAUUAGGAAUUACUAGUGUCAAUUCAUAAACGCUUCUGAACAACUCUGGUAGCUUUUGCGAUGGAUUAGUCUCUGAUUGUCAGUUAUUAUUAUUUAUUAAUUAAGGAUUGAAGUAUGGUUCUAUUUGUA
Trifolium pratense (red clover) is the source of this 4263-nucleotide messenger RNA. RefSeq lists its product as uncharacterized. Lineage: Eukaryota; Viridiplantae; Streptophyta; Magnoliopsida; Fabales; Fabaceae. Bases 286 to 3843 code for a protein of 1185 amino acids. The transcript has 8 exons. The record is from RefSeq and is a predicted model, not a curated record.